This is a messenger RNA of Gambusia affinis (western mosquitofish), 1316 nucleotides long. Its product is annotated as regulator of G-protein signaling 9-binding protein. Gene Ontology annotation, biological process: G protein-coupled receptor signaling pathway. Gene Ontology annotation, cellular component: neuron projection. NCBI's taxonomy places the organism in Eukaryota, Metazoa, Chordata, Actinopteri, Cyprinodontiformes, Poeciliidae. The record is from RefSeq and is a predicted model, not a curated record. The transcript has 4 exons. Bases 28 to 759 code for a protein of 243 amino acids.
GCCAACACUGAUUGGCUGCUUCCCAUCAUGAGUCGGUGGCGUCGUUCGGUGGACGAGCUGACGGCGGGACGGCGGCGGCAGCAGGCAGAGUGUGAGCGCGCUCAGAACGCUCUGAGUCGGGUCACUUCCUGCUUCCAGCAACUGGUGGUGUCGCUGGGAAGUUCAGCCGACAGCAACUUCCUGCGGGAAGAGAUGGAGGAGACGAGAGCGCUGGCUCACCGGAUCUGCUCAGGUCUGUCUCGCCGCCUGCUGCGCCUGCUGUCAGCCUGUGACUCCGCCCCCGUUGCCGUCGACGACAGACAUGCUUCAGAGCGACUCUGGGUUCUCUUCCUGUCUGCAAUGGAGUACUUCCUGUCUGACCUCCGGAGGGCCAAAGAGCUGAUUGGUCAGUUCCCCCUGACCCAGCGCUCCAGCAGACACUCACUGGUGAACUCAGGAUGUACCGACGGCCCGGUGGGUCUGGCGGCCAGGGUGGCGCUGGUCCAAAUCCCCUGGCUGGUUCUGGAGGAAGAGCCCAGUCCAGAUCUGACCAAUCACAUCGCAGGCCUGGAGGCCCAGCUGGGUGAGCUGCAGCAGAGGGUCCCGGUGGCGUUCUGGACAGUGGAGUCGACCCAGCCGGCAUGGGCCGAGGUUCUGAGCGAGACCGAGGAUCCGGAGGAAAGCCUGGAGGACUUGAUGGAGGUGGAGGUGGCGUCCAGCGGCGGUGGCAGCACCAGGCUGGCCGCCUGCUGCCAGGGAACCUGCUGCUGGGUCGGAUAGGCCCGGAUCAGUUCUGCUGCAGCAGGAAGUGGUUCAGCAGGUUCUGAGAGCUCCAACAGAAAUCUUCUAUAGAAAUAUUGACCCAGAAUGUAGCAGAGGAUUAGAAUAAUGUGAAAAUUAUAGCACAGAAAGUUGAGUGGAAGGAAAAAGUGUCCAUCUAUUCAAUCUGAAGGAGCAGACGACCAUGACCUGGGUCAACAGGCGAUCUGCUGGUUCUGUUGGGUCCAGAGUCAACGCAUCUACCAGAACCUUUAGGGGUCUCAAACUCCAGUCCUGCAACUUUUAGAUGUGCCUCUGCUGCAGCACCUGAAUAGAAUAAUUAAUGUUCUGGAGAACUGAUCUACACAAGGUGGAGGUAAUUAAGCCAUUUCAUUCCAGUGUUUUGUACCUGUGGCAUAUUUAAAAACUACAGGACUGCGGCCCUCGAGGACUGGAGUUUGAGACCCGUCUUAGAGUCUUCAUGAAGGUUCUGCAGCAGAAAAUUUUAUUGAUCUGAACAUUUCAGUUUGAGGCACUGCAUGUUGGGCCUCCAUCCACAAUCAGAAAAAUCCAAAGUA